UGUUUUUCUUACUACGAAGUUUUCAGCAAUUCCAGAAAUGCCCCCUUCUUCUCUUCUUCAGACCGAAACAGUAGUCGUCGAUGUCCAUCUGGUUUCUCUGUGCACAAAACCCAUCCCUAACGCUCAGAGCACCAAUCCCUAAUCCCAUCAAUACCGGGACUGGCUGUCGGCUCAGAAUGCCCAGUCGAAGCUGACCUGACCCCAAAUUGAAAUCUUGAUUCUUCAUUAUUUUCAGAUUUACAGCCCUGGGAUGUGUUGAAUUGGCGUUUCUGUUCUUGCUACCUUGGUCAAUUACAUUUUGCCAUCGUCUUCUGUUUUUGAUGACAAAGAGUGAGGGACUGUUGGUAUUAUUGGUUAGAUCGCCGCUAUCUGAUAGUGAGAGGAGAGAAAACAGAGAGAGAGAGGGAGAGAGUGAGAGUUCAGUUGAUAAGAGUCCAUGGAUCUGCAGAUGAGUCCACUUUAGUUGAAGAUGCAUUUGAGUCUGCCAAUGAAUUAGAUCAGUGCUAAACCCCCAUUGUAGAAACUUGAUACCAGCUUGCUUAAAAUACCAGACCGAGUUUUCUCCUCUCUCUUUUCCCCCUUCUGCCUCCUAAACCAAACAACAGCAGCUUCAUCAGUUUCGAUAACUUUGAUUCCGGGAGGAUACGGACCCACAACUCUACCAAGCAAGGGCAGGACAGCGCAGCCCCAACUCCAGCGACUCCCAGCAGCAACCGUUGCUUACUCAGGAACCCAGAGUAAGGUUUAAGAUUGGAAGUUGAAAACCUGUAUCAGACAAGAAGAAGAAGAUGCAGCAGAGAAGAUUAGCAUCAUCAGGGAGGCCUACUGGAACAGAUGGCUCAGAUUUCAACUACCGCAUGGUUGUUGACUCUCGGUAUCAAAAAGUAGCUGAUGGAAAAUCUCGUCUCUAUGCGCUUAUUCUCACUCAGGCUGUCUUUCAGCUGAUAGGAGUCCUAUAUACAUUUCUUUUUACUUCCAAAGGGGAAGGUCCCGAUGUGAUUGCUAUCUCUUCUAUAGCUAUUGGUUCAAUUUCUUUGAUACUUGGGGACUUGGGUCGAAGGCGUAGUCGAGUAACUUUGUUGAAAGUUUACAUGGUUGCAUCAUCUAUUGGAGUGCUUCUUUCCAUUGCUUGUGUUGCCAAGGGGAAUGUAACAUUAGAGGUUUUCCAAACUCCCACUAGAUGGGAAACACACAAGUUUGAACUUCUUGAGGCUGCUCGCACUGCAAUUGGAUUCCUGGUACAAAUAUUUACAGUGAGCACAAUUACUUCUCUAAUCAGUAACAUGUCUCCACCGAAAAGAACCUCUUAGCCUCAACCAUAUCAAUGAUGUAUCUUUCUCAAGGUUUUUUGGAAUUCAAACCUUACAAUUUCUGGAAGAUAAUUUGAUUUCUUCCUAGGUAGCAAACUAGUUGCAUUAGGGAUUUGAUUAGACUGGAAAAUUAUUUGACAACACAUGGAACUUGUUACAGAUCAAUAUUUAUGUUUUAGAAGUAAUACUGUAAUUUUAUCCAUAAAUUGGCCUUUGUGACA
Messenger RNA from Rosa rugosa (rugosa rose), 1531 nucleotides. RefSeq lists its product as uncharacterized. Gene Ontology annotation, biological process: endoplasmic reticulum organization; vesicle-mediated transport. The transcript is spliced from 12 exons. The record is from RefSeq and is a predicted model, not a curated record. Gene Ontology annotation, cellular component: endoplasmic reticulum membrane. NCBI's taxonomy places the organism in Eukaryota, Viridiplantae, Streptophyta, Magnoliopsida, Rosales, Rosaceae. The coding region runs from base 789 to 1310 and encodes 173 amino acids.